Messenger RNA from Catharus ustulatus (Swainson's thrush), 2177 nucleotides. RefSeq names its product Y+L amino acid transporter 2-like. The transcript is spliced from 9 exons. NCBI's taxonomy places the organism in Eukaryota, Metazoa, Chordata, Aves, Passeriformes, Turdidae. Bases 205 to 1728 code for a protein of 507 amino acids. Gene Ontology annotation, cellular component: membrane. Gene Ontology annotation, molecular function: L-amino acid transmembrane transporter activity. Gene Ontology annotation, biological process: amino acid transmembrane transport. The record is from RefSeq and is a predicted model, not a curated record.
ACUCGUAUUUAUCCAUUGUAAAGGUAUGUAACCAUGAAAGUUAAGAAAAUUCACUAGUGUGCUGUUCCUGAACUGCAAGAUAAAAUCAGGCAAAAUAGUUGUUCUUUGCAUCAUUUAUGCCUUGUAUGUUAAUUAUCUUGUCCAUGUCUCUGAUGCCACAUCCAUUACAAAAGAUGUUCUGUUUACAGGUAAUGUGAAUUGAAGAUGCCACCCCCUUGGCAAAUGUGCUGCGAUAAAAAGUCCAGAACUAAGAAUGCAAAAGCUGAAAUGGACAAUAUGGCAGAGACAAAUGAAAAAAUGAAGAUGAAGAAAGAAAUCACAUUACUAAAUGGGGUUUCUUUAAUUGUAGGGAACAUGAUUGGCUCUGGCAUAUUUGUAUCACCCAGGGGUGUUUUAAUGUACAGUGCUUCCUACGGACUCUCACUGGUCAUCUGGGCACUUGGUGGGAUUUUUUCCCUGUUUGGAGCUUUGUGUUACGUUGAACUGGGAACAUCCAUCCUGAAAUCUGGAGGCAGUUAUGCCUACAUUCUGGAGGCAUUUGGGGCCUUUGUGGCCUUCAUCAGACUCUGGUCUUCCUUGCUAAUUAUUGAACCAACAACUCAGGCAGUGAUAGCAAUCACAUUUGCUAACUAUAUUGUCCAGCCAAUUUUUCCCCAUUGUGAACCACCGUAUGAUGCAGUCAGGUUGAUUGCAGCUGCAUGUAUUUGUUCCUUAACAUUUAUUAAUUGUGUUAAUGUAAAGUGGGGUACCCGUGUACAAGACAUUUUCACAUAUGCAAAAGUUAUGGCUCUUAUCUUGGUGAUAUCUGUUGGGCUUUACAAAAUUGGCAAAGGGGAAACGGAAAACCUGAGAGCUCCAUUCGAGGGCUCAGCAACCAACCCAGGGAUGAUCGCCCUGGCUCUCUACUCUGCCCUCUUUUCCUACUCAGGAUGGGACACACUCAACUAUGUCACUGAGGAAAUGCAGAACCCUGAGAGGAACCUACCUCUUUCUAUUGCAAUUUCAAUGCCUAUUGUAGCUAUUAUCUACCUAUUGACUAAUAUAGCAUACUAUGUAGUGUUGGACAUGUCAGCUCUCCUCACAAGUGAUGCAGUGGCUGUGACAUUUGGAGGUGAAACCCUUAGUUAUGCCAAGUGGAUAAUUCCUAUAGCAGUGGCCAUGUCUUGCUAUAGUGGCUUAAACUCAUCAAUUAUUGCAGCAUCUCGACUCUUCUAUGUUGGAGCCAGGGAAGGACACCUCCCUGUCAGUCUGAGCUUGAUUCACAUAAAGUGCUUCACACCAGUCCCUGCUCUCCUGUUCAAUGGUUUAAUGACUUUGCUUUAUCUGCUUGUGGAAGAUGUUUUCCUCCUUAUUAAUUACUACUGCUUCAACUACUGGCUCUUUGUGGGUCUAUCUAUUGCAGGACUAAUAUAUCUGAGAUACACUCAGCCACAUAGACCACGGCCUGUUAAACUUAGCCUCUUCUUCCCUAUAGUAUAUUGUUUGUGCUCCCUAUUCCUGGUUGUAGUGCCUCUCUACAGUGAUACAAUCAAUUCCCUCAUUGGUGUUGGUAUUGCCCUCUCAGGCAUUCCUGCAUAUUAUUUGGGAGUCCAUCUGCCAGUUGAAAAACGACCUAAAUGUCUACUUUGGCUCUCUGCUACAAUAACGAAGUAUGUUCAGAUGCUCUUCUACUGUGCUCUGUCAGACCUGGACAUAGAUGUGGAACCCACAGCAGCUAAGAGUAAAUAGAGCUGCCUCAACAUUGAGAAUUGUGCCUUGACAUCUCCUAUCUGGAACAAUUUUUGUCAUCUGAAGUUCUCCCCAUGUGGUCAGUCAUUCCAGAGCACUAACCACGGUACUAUGCAUCAGUUGGAUGUCAGUUAAGUUGUGAUGGUUUUAUAAAACACUCUGUUUUCCAGGAUUUCUUUUUAAAGCUUUGUUUGUUAAUAGUGAGUUAUCAUGUAAUGCUUUGAAACUGUAAAGCACUUAAUGAACAAAUAUUUAUUAGCAGAUAAGUGCUAAAUAUUAAAGGCGAAAGAAAAGUAAAAAAAAUUUAGACCAGAUCUUUGCAAGAUUCAAAGUCUAAGUUUGAAAAUAGAAGCCACAGUAGUCUUCUAAAAAUGUAACUAAAUUCUUAGCCAAAGCAAAAAAAUAUAUACAGUAAUUUCAUUACUAUAAGGCGCACCGGACUAUAAGGU